AAUAGGGGAGACUACUGUAAGGUCUUCCACAUUAACAGUCCAAAAAAGUGUGGAAAGUUUUAAAACUGAUGGACAAAAAGGCAAGACGGAUCAUCAGCCAACCAAGAAAUCACCUUAUCAGCGGUCGUCAGUGAGAAGUAUACAGGAGAUGUUGGGAGAGAAUCCAGAAGAUUCAGGGAAGGUGUCUUCUGUUUCUCAUAUUGCUCCUCAACCAUCAGAGACGAAGGUUACAUUGUCCAGUCACAUUCAGAAGCAAUCGUCAUUGGAUAAAAAACAAGAAUUACCUACACAGAAGAGUGCAUUGGAAGUAAAAAGAGUGCCAGCUACAGCAACACAAGAGGCUUUGUCACAGGAGGAUCAGAAACAGUCUGUCUCCAAGUUCUCCAAGGAUGUAUCUGAGAAGCCAUUGACCAAUCAGAACAAGGAUGUUAAGGCAGUGGUUAGGUCUCAGAUUGCAGCAGGUGAAUCUAAUAAAUUGGAAACAAAGCCGGUAGUUCUGGAUCAAAAUGUACUUCCACCUUCUAAACCAAAGACUGUAACUCAAGUUAAACAAAAGGAUCCUGUCUCAGUGGAAGAGGUGAAACCGGCAGUGCAGGUGGCCGCUAAAGAUGUGAAGCCAGCGAUGUCUGUCCAGACUUCCACAAAAGGUGUAAAGCCAGCGAUGUCUGUCCAGACUUCCACAAAAGAUGUAAAGCCUGCGAUGUCUGUCCAGACUUCCACAAAAGAUGUAAAGCCAGCUAUGUCUGUCCAGACUUCCACAAAAGAUGUAAAGCCAGCGAUGUCUGUCCAGACUUCCACAAAAGAUGUAAAGCCAGCGAUGUCUGUCCAGACUUCCACAAAAGAUGUAAAGCCAGCUAUGUCUGUCCAGACUUCCACAAAAGAUGUGAAGCCAGCUAUGUCUGUCCAGACUUCCACAAAAGAUGUGAAGCCAGCGAUGUCUGUCCAGACUUCCACAAAAGAUGUGAAGCCUGCGAUGUCUGUCCAGACUUCCACAAAAGAUGUGAAGCCUGCGAUGUCUGUCCAGACUUCCACAAAAGAUGUGAAGCCUGCGAUGUCUGUCAAGACUUCCACAAAAGAUGUGAAGCCACCAGCCCCUGUGCAGGCUUCCUCUAAAGAUGUAACACCAGCAGCACCUGUCCAGACGGCUGCUAAAGAAGUGACGCCAGCGACAUCUGUUGGGACAGUGAAAGUUGACAAGCUGUCAUCGUCUGCUCAGCCUGUGGUGUCUACAACUCAGCUACAGGUCAAAGCUACAGACACCAAGAAAGAGCAGAAGGUCGCUGCCUCCAGGAGAAGUCCUGACAAAAGAGUGAUAGCCAGUGCCAGGGAGGUGAACCGGUCCUCUGACAGGAAGACUCCCUCAUUGGAACACACAGAUACCAAUAAGUCUGUCCCAGUGGCUUAUGAACCAGAAAGUUCUAGUAAAGUGUUGGAUUCUAAACAAGUUAGUGUACCUUCUAAAUCCUCAGAAGUGUCUCAAGAUUCAAACAUCAAAUCGGUAUCAACAGCAAAUAUAAGUGUAUCAGCUACUAAGAUGGAGACAAAACCAUCUGAUUCAUCUAAGAAAGGGAAAGAAAGCUCUUCUUCUGUGAAACCACAAAUGAUUGAGGCAUCAGACAUCGUAACAAAACCAAAAGAGGGUACAAAGCCAUCUGAUAAAGCUAACGAAACUCUUACUGCACAGCAAUCUAAACCUUCAUCUGCUUCUUCACAGGAGAAAGAGGGUGAUAAGAAAUCCAGGAGGUUAGAUCGCAGUAGGAGUCGAGAUAGAAAGAGUGUGGAACGACAAGCCAGCACAGAUGCCAAGUCAAAGUUGGAAGCAAGAAUUCAGAAAAAGUUGGAGGAAAAAUCUCGCUUAAAUGAGAGGGAACUAGAACGAAAAUACAAGAAGCCUUCAGAGGGUGACAAAUCCCUGAGUGUGACAGCAACAGAACGUAAACAGGGUUCAUCAGAUGAUAGUUCUUCUAAAGAAAAAGGCAGAAGCAGACGUAUGUUGAAAAAAACAGGGGAGAAAUCAGCGGAAUAUAGACGGAGUCGAUCUGUGGGAGAAAAGGACACUAAGUCUCCCCGAACUCCCUUUUAUGGGAAAGCUCCAACCAAACCUGUCACUCCACAGGAUAUAAAACUACUACUCGCGAAGUCACCCGACUUUAAUCUGGAUGAUUUAUUACUAGAUAAUGCGGAGUAUUUAUCUGACUCGGAACUACUCGCCAAGGCAAUGUCUAAAGAUGGUGGAAGUGAUACCUCCAAGGAGAAAAAAUCAGGAUCUAAAGUUAAAAGGGUGUUACGCAAGAAAGACUUACAACGGAGUAAAUCUGAUACUUCUCAGAUGAUGGCUAUCGCUGAAUCUAAGAGAUUCGGUAAGGUUGGUGAUGGAGACCCAGUAUCAGCUGACAACAGACAGGAACGUUCUGCUGCGGAGGCUGCUGAUAACUCCACAAUAGCUGUACAGUCUAGUCACACAAAACAGGUGUCGCCAGUCGACACACAAUCGCACCAGUCUAGUUAUCAAGCCAAGAAAACACAGUCUCAUCUUGUCACACAGGAGAAAAGUCCAGUGGAAGUGUUCGCAAAACAAUCUGUGGAAAAAUCUAGUGAUUUGGAUACAAAAGGGUUAAGUAAAGGGAAAGUGAAAGUAGAUGAAAGUGAAAGUAGGUCAAUUGUAAAACCAUACUUAUUGGAUAGUUCUGGUAAAAGUGGAUUAUUACAAGAAAAUAUAAAAAUGGAAUCGGAGGUAACAGGUGGUGGAUUACGAGUCACAACCACGGACAGUGAUAGUAGUUCAAAGGUUCAAAGGUCAAGUUCAGACAAAAGGAGGCGGAAAGAUAAAUCGGCCGCAAGGAAAUCGGCUUUGAAUGCACCAAAUUCAUCAGUCGCAGAUGUUGGAAGGAAAGCAUUGGAAGGAAGGAAUGAAGACAGAUCAUCAGUAUCCUCUAAAGAAGAUUCUACAUCGUCUGAAUACCAGUCGUCAAAAUCGGGUGCGUCCUCGCGCAAUCCCCUCCACACACCCCAGCAUGGCCUUAAUAGUGCACGUCCAUCUAAUUCACACACUGAAGAGCAUGCCCAGCCCAGAUCUUCUGUGCUCGACAAACUGCUGCCGUCACGUUUUAAUAUACCGUCAAAGGUGUCGUCUGGAAUUUCCAUGUUUUCUAGUGAUAGUGAUCGUUCCCGUGACAACAGUGUUACUACAAAACAAGUGGAGGACAUCAAUAAAUCGCCUAAAAGAAUUGCUAGACAGAAAGAUUUCUCAUCUCUUUUACAAAAGUUCUCCAGCUCUGAGCAGUCCAGCUCGGAGUCUGAACCAGUCUCAGUGUCACCAAGGCGUAAAUUUAGUCUACGUAGGCAAGAAGCUUGUGCCGUAACCAGUAGUGAUGAAUCAAACACAGAGAGGACGCGGCGUACACCUGAACGAACUCAAAGUCUUCGUGUGCGUAAUAGCCCGGUGUCUGAGGAUCGUGUUAUAUCCACAGUUCAAAGGUCUGGGAGUUUUAAGUCUGAUUUCAUGCGGAGGCAAAGUCCAAGUUCUACGGAGAGAGUUCCACUUCCUGUGGUGUCUGCUGGGAAAUCUGAUGACACUUGGAAUGAGCACAUGGACAAACCUUCGCCAGAGUUGGCGGCGGUGCUCAGCAAGAGACAAGAAGUUGUGACUGUCCAGCAACAGGAAGGUGAACAAAUUGAGAGAGAUAGAAUCACUGAUAAAAGUAUUGAGAAAGAUUCGUCUAGGAUUUAUGUGCCUGGUGUAAGUGAAAAUAUUGUAGACAAAGAAGUGGCAGCCAUCUUGAAUACCAGGCGAAAAGAAAUGGAUGUCAUGACAUCCGAGGUGCUAGCACCACCUCAUUUGGAUUUGUCCGAGUUGUCAGUGACUCCUGAUAAUAAGUCUGACAUAUCGCAAACAAAAUUCAUAUCAUCUGUACAAACAUCAAAUGUCAUAUCACGCGAGGACUCGUUAUCUCAAUUAGAUUCUAAGCAAAUUAAAAUGUCACCUCAAACCAAGGAAGAUAUAACGAAAAUGGAACGGGGAUCUCCAGAUGGAGAGAGUACUGUUCGGAUGGAUAUUUCUGCUAUCGAUACAAGCCUUGCCGUCCUUGAUAAAGUCACAGCAGACAUUGAUCAUAUAUGUGAAUCAAGUGGGGAUUUACAAUCGAAAUCUCGAUCUAGUGAUCAAAAUCUGACCUCGUCAUUGAGUAAAUUACAUGUAGAAAGUUCCGCCGAUGUAGCUCAAUUUAUAAACACUGUUCAGAAAGAGGCUGCUAGCAGUGAAAAGGCAAUCGUACCGCAAGAACAGACUGCUACUGAUAAAGUCACUGCAAAAGUUAUACGAAGGGCUUCCAUCGAAAAAUCCAAGGAGAUCUCAAAACCAAUGGUGAGAGCUGUCAUCGAGGGCCCCAAAAAGGACACGCAUGAUAAGACUACAGAAGGGAGGUUAUCUCCCUUUAGAGAUCGUGUUUCCUCCGCCGGAAAGAAAUUACAACCUUCAGCCUCACUUUCAUUAAAGAGAACACAAUCUCUAGGUAAAGUAGAUAUUUCUGAACAAAAACUAAAAGGAAUACUUAAACGAACUCCCUCUCUGAAACAGACUUCAGGUGUCAUAGUAGAUGCAGAGCUUGCGAGUAUACUAGAGCGGCGGCGGGCACAGGAAGGAGACGAGGAUGAGGAUGGGGAGAAAAAAGUCCUCUCUGCCAAGGAUGACAUCAAAGAAACUUUGAGACGUGAACGUAAACAUCGCGGAGACAGUAUUGGUGAGGAUGAAAAUGGAACCACACAACCAGCAGGAGGUGUGUCUAUGGCCGAGAGGAUUUAUAACAUGCAAACACGUCUGGAGGAAAUAAAAUCAUGUCCCGUAACUCCUAAAGCUAAAUCGGGCACUACUACACCAAAGUUUUCAUUUAAAAGAGGUGAGAGUCCGAAGACUUCGGGGAGUUUUGAAUUUUCUUCCGACCAGCCUUCUGUAUCGGGAGAGCUGUUGAUGGAAAGACUGAGCAGUCUUGCUGACAAAGGGAAAUCUGUGACAUCAAAACGUAAACAGUUUCAGGAGAGUAAACGGGAGGACUGGAGACGACGCACGCAGCCAGUCACAUUAGAGGAAAUCCAGGAGGCUGAUAGCUUAGAGUCAGUGAGAGCGUUUCGAGCCGAAGUGCUUCGUAAGGCCUCAACCAAUGUCUUCCAACAAUCUCAAAAACAGAAAUCACUUCCCACCAAAAAGACAGAAUUUCCACAUCCAUAUCAUCGUUUAAAACCAAACAAGUCGAGAAAAGAUCGACACAAGACUCUUCCAAUCACUGCAGCGGAAUUAAGCGCCAUUCCAGAAGGUCAAACAGGUGAAUUUGUGACCUUUAGAACAAAAAAAGAUAGUAACGGAAAUCGAGAUUCAAAAACAGACUCUGGAAUUCUUUCUGACGUUGAAGUUGAUUCUCAGUUCUCGGACAGAAUGUCCGACAGUUUACGGAGUCUCAGUGUCGAAACAGACUUAAACGAUGACGACCCAGCUAGACUUAGUGUGUCGGCAAAGGCUUCAAUAUUUAAACAACAAAUUGAAGAGAAGUCAAAAUCGGCCAGUGGGGCUAAAAGAUACAUUGACAGGAAAAAACGGGAAAGGUCAAGGACACAACCUGUGACUGAAGACGAGGUAAAAAUAGCCGCAACCAUGGGCGACGAAGGGACAGAGGAAAGUGAAGAAAAGGCUGACGAGGAAAAGAAGGAUCACAAGAAAGAGGAAAAAGAAGAUGAUAAAGAGGAUGUGGAGGGAAAAUCACAUAUUGGAAAUGAAUCUGAUGAGGCUGAUGUUUCCAGAUGUAGCCUAGCAGAGAAGGUAAAACUCUUCUCGAGCUUAAAGGAGGAGGAGAAGAAAGCGCCAUCGAAGGCACCAGUCUUACGGAGGAGGAAUCGUAAGGUCGCUUCUAGGUUCAACACACAGCCGGUGACUAUUGAAGAAGUUGAGAAAGCUGCAGAGUAUAGAAUCUCGCCAUUAGCCAUGAGCCUUGUGAAGCCCCCUGACCCAGAGGUCCUCAAAACCCUGCCAGUCAGUGCUCAACGAGACCUUAUAGCCCAACAUGCUGAGAUGUGUCUGUCCACCCCGUCCUCACGGUCAAGCUCACGCCAUGGGUCUAUGAUGGACCUAGCGGCUGGAGGAUCCCAGAAGGGGUCGACAACUGACCUUGGGACUCGAUCCCAGUCAGGUACAUUGGCAGACCAAGGCAAAGGUUCAACUCCAGAUCUACGGAAAACUUCUCAAAAAGGAUCAUCUUCAGAUGUCAGCAAUGUCUCCACGUCAGAUCUGGUAGAGGACAAAGGAGUGCAACGCUCUGAUUCCAUGAAGGACUCCAAAGAUGUAAAAAGUAUUUUGAAAUCAGAUACAAAAAGUCCAGAGAGGGAUAUUCGUGGAAUUCUCAAAUCUGAUGUAGAGAAAGAGCAAGAAUCUCAUUCAGAACCUAAAAGUAUCUUAAAACCCCAGGAGAACGACUUGGUGGUCAGUAAGGAGUCGGGUGAACCCCACAGUAUACUGAAACAGGACGAUAGUGACAAGUUGGCUAAUGUUACGGAUAGGGAAAUUCCAAAACAAAGUGAUGAGGAGGUGGUUUCCAAGGUAACCGCUUCCUCUGCAUUGGAUGAAGAUCUUAAAGGCAUUAUUAAGCAUGAAUCCACGUCAGAAAAUGUCAAAGAUGUUGUAGAAAAAACAAAUAAAGAUAGCUCUGAUGAAAAAUCUGAACCUCGAGGAAUUCUUAAAAAGGAAAGUAGUUUUGAAGUGAAGAAAACAGAACCGGAUAAAAGUGUCCUAAGGAAAGGCCCUGUAAAAGACAAAGCGUUCCUGAACGAAUUACGAGGUAUAUUAAAGAAAGAUUCGUCAGAAGAAAGUAUGGAGGUAAAAGAUGAUGGUGAAGAAAAGCCAGAAGUGUCGUCUGCUCAUGAGCAAGUGUCAACACCUAUUGUGGAAAAUGGUAGCACCUUGAAGAAGGCAACAGAUGAUGAGAAAUCCAACAUGGUCGACACUGAGAGCCAAUUAGUAAGGAAGAAAGGAAGAGACAAAAAACAAGCAGAGAGUGGAAAUAUGAUUCAGUCGAAGGUAGCGGCGCUUAGAAAAAGGUACCUGACUCAGCCAGCUGACCUUACGACCCCUAAUAAGUCACCGGAGACCCCCCACAGGAAGUACACUGGACGACACAAGACUCAGCCAAUCACACCGGAGGAAAAGAAACAAGCGGAGGGACAAGAGGGGAACAGUUCUAUAAAAGACAGGUUAAAUGCACUGAAGAAGAGUGGAGACGAGGAAUGGCGAAAGAGAGUUUCCAAGAACCUUGACUUUGAUAGUCCUAUCGAUGUAAAAGGGAGAGCAGCCAGUCCUGUCGAGGUGAAACUUCGGGAGAAGCGAUCAUUGUCUCCAACUGCCAGGCCGUCUAGUAUCGCAGAUAGACUAAUUCAGAUCAAGAGUUCGCAGGAAGGAUGGAAGGGUCGAGUGGAGGAAACAGAUGCUAAGAAAUUCACAGUAGCUCAUAAAAUAGCUGGCCAAGUAGAAGAUAGUCCCUUAGUCUCAAAGCUGAAGCGUCUAACUAAAAGAGAGUCCGAUUCUGAAUCAGGGUCGGAGAUCACCUCACCAUCGACCCCCAGCAAAGACUGGCCCAAAAUUCCCUUUCCGACCACACUGGUGUCAGGGCCACCAGUGGUUGAUGUUGCCAUGGAGAUAAAGGCCGAGGAGGAGGAAGAAGAAGACAAGGGGCCGGUCAAAGUCAGUGUCCCACAGCAAGAGAGCCUGGAGGCCUUCUUCAUCACCAAGUCCACCGAACUCAUUAUCCAGAACGAAAAAAUAGAUGUUGAAGUCGACACCUUUGAUGAUCUAUUUAUAGAAGCAAAUGACAUUUUGGAAACAAAAAGAAAGAUUCGACCAAAACGUAAAUAUACAGCCCGCAGUAAAAAUCCCCUGAAGACAAUGUCCAUGAACUUGGAGGUCAAGUCAGAGUAUGAAGAGGUCAAGGUUGGAUAUGCAGAGCAAGAGUUAAAGCGCCAAAAGACGGCACAAUUUUCCAAGGAAGCUGGGUUUGCUCAGGAAGCGCUAGCUGGACUUGCCAGCAAGGAGAAUUUCUCCAAGGUCUCUCUACGAAAGACUGCAGAGCAGGCAACCAGUGGCACCUCGCGCCUUGAACCCUACAAGGACCUGAUGCUGCUCCACGUCAAAGGCCGUCGGCGUGUACAGACACGACUCGUGGAGCCUGUGGCAAUGUCGAUAAACAGUGGUGACUGUUAUGUUCUGGUAACCCCAGACAAAGCUUUUACCUGGAUGGGAGAGUACUGUAAUGUUAUAGAAAAGGCUAAGGCUGCAGAUGUUGCCUCGAUGAUUGUCCAGAAGAAAGACAUGGGAUGUAAGGGGGCGACGGCUGUGGGAUCAGUGGAGCAGGCCCGCCAACACCUCGGUACAGGCAAACAGUUCUGGGCCGCACUCGGAGGACAGAAGGAAGUAGCACCGGGCGGUCCGACAGAGGAGGAUGAGCUGUACGAAAACCACAUUGUUGAAACAAACAUGAUAUACCAUCUCAAAGACAACACCCUUCAACCUUACCAAGAGUACUGGGGUUCCGUCCCCAAGUAUGAAAUGCUUAAAAAAGACGAGGUCAUUAUCUUUGACUACGGUACAGAGUUUUACAUCUGGCAAGGGAAGGCUGUCAAACCAGACCAACGUAAACUGGCUGUCAAACUGGCACGCCAACUAUGGGAAAAGGGAUACGAUUACAGCAGCUGCGCAAUCAACCCCCUCUGUCUAAAACUGGAGGAAGAGGGCGGGCUACCAAUGAAGGAUUCUGUUCGGCCAUCCUGGACACUGUUUGGCAAGGUCAAUCAGAACAUGGAAACUGUCCUGUUUAAAGAGAAGUUCUCUGAUUGGCCAGAUAACUCUCGCCUUAUAAAGUGUAAAAGUCAAACAGAUCUUUCUGGAAAUAAGGUGGAUUUAGUGGAGCUGAAACCUUAUGAUGCCAAAUUAAUGAUUCCUGUCGACACCAAACCGGUGUCCCUACUACUGGAGGGAUCUCAUGUCGGCAGAGGAGUGCAAUGGUUUGAGGACAUGGAGGGCUUCACAAGAGAGCAGAGUAUAGUUACUUUGGGCGUAACUAUCUGGCAUGUCCUCGAGUAUGACCACUUUAAGAUGCCGGAUCUGAGCUUCGGCCAGUUCCAUGAUGGUGACACUUACGUAGUGCGAUGGCAGUAUAUGAUAACACAAGCAGGCACGAAGGGUCUGAAAGGAACCCAGUCUCGCCGGUCACAAGUUGGGCGUGAGAGAUGUGCUUACUUCUUCUGGCAGGGACGUAAUUCCACUAUCAAUGAGAAAGGGGCGUCUGCUCUCAUGACAGUGGAACUGGACGAGGAAAGAGGCCCUCAGAUACGUGUAGAUGAAGCCAAAGAGAUGCCUUGCUUCCUCAACCUGUUUGGUGGGAAGAUGAUGAUACACAUUGGUAAACGCGAGGAAGAAGAUACAAAUACCCAGGGUUCCUGGCGGUUUUACUGUGUUCGAAAUGACUGUACGAAUGAGGCAUGUCUAAUGGAGGUUCAGGCGGGCAUGGAGUGUUUACGAAGCCGUUCCUCCUUCAUCUUACUCAAUAUUAAUAGUGGUCUUCUCUACAUCUGGCAUGGUGCCAAAUCUCCUGACCACAUACGUGUCCUCACCAAAGCAGCUGUUGACAACCUCAAAGCCCAGUGUCCUUUGGAAGUUGGUCUCCAUGAAAAAGCUGAAAUUUAUGUGAUAGAAAUGGAGGAGGGUGCUGAACGUGAUGAUUUCCUCAAGGUCAUGGGGUCAGCCAACGAGGACAGAUUUGUGUACCAUUCACUACUGUCAGAUCGCCAACUCUACAACUACACGAUCAGACUUUUCCACAUGUCAAGUGUGUCCGGAGUGUUUGAAGUUCAUGAAAUCCAGAACCCGUCCCGUACCCCAGAUCUAGUCACCACGUAUCCCUUCCUACAGUCGGACCUCUACAAGGCCUCCCAGCCUGGCCUGUUUCUAGUGGAUAACCACCACACAGUGUUUCUGUGGCACGGCUGGUGGCCCGAAGGAGACGCAGAAGUGGACAAUGUCAUCACGGGGUCCGCUCAGGCCAGGUUCAAUGUUGACCGCAAAUGUGCAAUAGAUACAGUUCUUCAUUACUGCCAAGAGAAGAACAUGGACAACACUCCCCCUGCCUACGCUGUUCACGCAGGUCUAGAGCCUCCGUGUUUCACUAAUCUGUUCCCCUACUGGGAGGUGGAUAGCAGUGUCAAAGGGAUCAAUCUCAGGGAUGGUAAAACUGAUGGUGAGAUGGUCUCUUUGCACGAAAUUCUUGAGAAAAUGACCAAGGCAUGUUACACAUUCGCUGAACUGCAAGAGCGCCCUCUGCCUGAGGGAGUCGAUCCGUUGAAGCUGGAAAAAUACUUGAUAGACGAUGAAUUUGAAGAGACCUUAGGAAUGACCAAAGAUGCAUUUUAUGCACUUCCAAUGUGGCAACAACAUCAACUGAAAAAGGAUGUUGAUCUUUUCUAGAGAAAUCCAUUCUUUCUAAAUUGACAACAACUUAUGUCUCACCAAGGGAGAUAACUGUUCUUAAGUCUCUUACAUCACAAUUAUUUAUAAAGGGAGGUAACUGCUGAGAUAUUUAUGAAUGGAUAUGACAAUAAAUUGAUCAUGCUCUGGUCUUUCUACAAAGGGAAGUAACUGUGUCUAGCUUCACACUUGUGUUGUUAACAAAGGGACAUAACCAUUAACAUUUAACUGAGAUGUGUGACAUCCAAUGUAUUGAGAUUGAAUCUUCAGCAAUGUUUGGCCUAGUUUCAGGUCUAUACAAAUAAAGGUGCUUCAUGUUUUUUUUUUAAUAUACUCAAAUUUUGUUGAAAAUCCUACGUUCUUGAAAUCAUUGACAGCUUUCUUACAACUAUUUUUUAUACAAAUUUAAAUUUUUUUUCUUGCAAUUUGUUUGUCACAUAUGUUUUCUGUAUUUUAUUGUAUGAAGUGUCAACAUAGAAAUUAUUAUUCAGAAAAUUCUGUAACCCAUUAUUCCUUAAUAACGAAAAACUUAAUUAACACCUGGAAGUUUUGUUCCAAUAAAUCAAUUGACCAUAACUUGAAAAUUGAAAUAUUUUAUCAAGUGAGAAUACGAAGAUCUUAGCAGGACUAGAUUAGAUACCCGUUACUCUGCUUUGAUUUACUUACUUUCCGCAGGGCCAAAUUUAAGUAGCCAGUGUUUGAAGCAUCCAUAAAAUGGCGGUUACUUGAUAAUACUAGUACCCUGAUAAAUUGUUGGAGCUUGUUUUGUUUGUAGCAUGUGAUUAAUUUUUUUCUUUUUAAAGGCAGCGCAACCUUGAAGAUUAGCAUUGUUAUAACAUGCCUCCCACAUUUAGUUUUCAUUGGUUGUAUGCAGAAUCUUAUUCAACUAUUAAGAGUUCUAACAAUGGAGGUUUACUCCAGAUUUUCACAUGAGAUACAUAACUUUGCUUUUCAUAAAUUUAAAAGAAGAAGAAUUUCACUAUAUGAUCCGAGAUUGCAUAAAUAUAAUUAAAGAAGAAGAAUUUCACUAUAUGAUCCGAGAUUGCAUAAAUUUAUUUAAAGAAGAAGAAUUUCACCAUAUGAUCCGAGAUUGCAUAAAAUUCAUAGCAGAACAAAAAUUGUUUGAUACAUGGCUUUUGGACAUAAUUUAAUUAAAAAUGAAGAAUUUCACCAAAUGAUUCGAGAUUGUGUAAGAUUCAUAGAAGAAACAAAAUUUUUUGAUACAUGGCUUUUGGAUAUAAAGAUUGAUUUUUAUUUGGAUUCAGGGCAAUUUUACAAACCACCUCUGUUUCUGCAAUAUGGUCAUUAUAUCAGUUUAAAGUCAGAAAUGUGAAUUAGGUGAAAGCAUUAUUGAUGUCCGUGUUAAAUCCAGACCUUUUUUUCAUUAUAUUGAUACUUAUAAUCUUGCCAGCUUUUCUGUACAAGUGUGUUGUGGCAUUAUUGUAAAUCAGCAUUAUAGUCCAUCUGAUUAAAACAUCCGACAUAUCAGUCUCGCAUUGUCUAAUAUCGUCGCUGUUUGUGCUGCAUUAUAUUUUUGUGAUGUCUCAUGUCCACCAUCAAAAUGUGUCGGUUAGGUUACAAGUCUGUGAUGUUAUUGUGUGUAGAUUUGUAAUCAUGGUAUAUCUCGAUCCUUUGAUCUCCUUAUUUUCCAUGAAGCUUUACGAUUACUCUACUGUUAUUAUUAAAUGCAUAAUGUGUUUAACAGUUCUCCCUCACAAAUUACUUAUGCUCAAUAAUAAUAUAUAAACUCAACUGACAUAGUAGACAAAAUUAAAGGAGGAAUUUCAAAAAUUUAACUUCACCGAGAUUUUUUUUUUUUAAAUUUUUAUCAACAGAAAAAAAACAACAAAUAUUGCUCCAGUCACCAUCUAAAAUUUUAAAUUGGGAAGGUAUAUGUGGUUUGGAGUAAACUUCUACACUGUGAGGUUCUUGUAUAAAUUCAGACAUAUUUAUUUAAAAGGUCUGUACUAGAUCUUGAACAAUCUAAACUAUAUUGUACUUCAUGAAGUAGUGUUUCAGAAAGCUAUGGUUGUGUUUCAUUUUAAAUUUUCAGAUUUAGAUGUCGUGUCUGCCUGUAAAUAUAUCUAAACAUGUGCAAUUUAUCUAUGACUUUGAAAAUCAUCAUUCUCCAAGAAAAUAUUUUAAUGCAAAAACGUUUCUCUAUUGUAUAAAAACAUGACUCAAGUUUGAUCCAACUAGAAAUCUCCUGUUCACCCCUAUUUCAGAAAUGAACCUUCCCUUUCCAAAUGUUUUUGGAAUAUUCUAUAUUGUGAUAUAGGGGUUGGCAAGUGAUAUUUGAUAUAAAAUACAUUACGUAUAGAUAUAAUUAUAUAUUUACAAGCUGCCAGUUGACUUGGCAAAUUUCUCAUGUUACUGCAAAUCUGUGAUGCUUAUACAUAUAUACUAAGCUUAUAUUAUAAUUAUCGAGUUUGAUAUAUUUUUUUUAAUUAACAUAUAUGUUGAAUUUAGCGCUUAUUGUGCUGGCUUUCAUUGUAGAUAGUGAUGUACAUAUUUGUGUGUGUAAGAUAAUAUAUAUAGAGGUCUGUUGUAGGUCAGACUUAUAUAUGUGUAUGGAUAGGUUGAUAUGUAUAAUUUGUUGUAUAUAAUCUAUUAAAAAUCCAUGCAAAUAAAAAUUUUAAAAAAGUGCUUAAGAUCAUCUAAAAAUAAUAAAAUGAUUAAAAAACUUGCUAAAUUUGAA
Molecule: messenger RNA, 13193 nt
Organism: Pecten maximus
Lineage: Eukaryota; Metazoa; Mollusca; Bivalvia; Pectinida; Pectinidae
Product: supervillin-like
Exons: 33
Coding region: 149-10495 (3448 amino acids)
Biological process (GO): cytoskeleton organization; barbed-end actin filament capping; actin polymerization or depolymerization
Cellular component (GO): actin cytoskeleton; cytoplasm
Molecular function (GO): actin filament binding; phosphatidylinositol-4,5-bisphosphate binding
Source: RefSeq, a predicted model, not a curated record